Molecule: messenger RNA, 861 nt
Organism: Brettanomyces nanus
Lineage: Eukaryota; Fungi; Ascomycota; Pichiomycetes; Pichiales; Pichiaceae
Exons: 2
Coding region: 1-861 (286 amino acids)
Source: RefSeq, a predicted model, not a curated record
AUGUUUAGGCAAGCUGAUCUCGCCUGCGAAAUGCCUUCUCCCGGUUCAUCCACAAUAGUGGGAGGAGGUCUUGAGAAUAGUGGCAAAGGCGAUAAGACGGCGGUUGACUCGAACAUUCCUUCAGGAGUGAGAAAAUUUGUACUGUCUAUAUGGAUACGCUGGUCGAAGCUGAUUAACCGAAUACGUUACAUCUCCGAGGCAUGUAUGGACUCUGAUGAGAUUACAGACGAGUUGUUUGACGAUAGUACGGUUACGGUUACCGGAUCCCAGUAUAAUGGACAGAACAACGAUAACUGCAACUGUAAGGUAUGCAGAUGUCGAGGAAGUACCUCCAAAUGUCAAAACAAAGUCACCACUGGUGAUGCCAGCAACACUCGAAGUCUUCCUUCAACUGUUCGUGCCCAUAAGAUGAUUACAUUGGAAGAUAGACUGUCAUUUGGUGAUACCACUGGAACUACCUCCGAUAACAGGCAUGCUAUUAGCCUGACUUCUGAAUCAGAAACCACGUCAGAACCAAGAUCUAAGGAGAUUUUGAUGCUGCAUGAGAACUCUAGCCAACCAUUCAUAGGCGGGGAGAAGUUGUGGGAUGCACAGAACAGGGCUUGGCUUACUCCUUCUACAGAAAAUGCCACUAUACAGGGGCAAAUGCGUUUGCUGAAGAAACAGCAGGCUCAAGAACUUAGAAAUCAUGUGGUUUCCAGAGAUUAUCCCAUAGUAUAUCGAAAUUUAGUGGUUCAGAACCGAGCGUUGAAACAUCCAUUGAAUCUCAGAGAUCUAAUGAAGGUCCUAGAGGUUGGCUGGAACUGGAGCAGAACCUUUGAUACCGGAUCUGUAUCACAACGUCCUAAUCAUGUUAAUUGA